Molecule: messenger RNA, 1557 nt
Organism: Capronia coronata CBS 617.96
Lineage: Eukaryota; Fungi; Ascomycota; Eurotiomycetes; Chaetothyriales; Herpotrichiellaceae
Exons: 1
Coding region: 1-1557 (518 amino acids)
Source: RefSeq, a predicted model, not a curated record
AUGCCGUACGACACGGAGCUUCAGAUUGUUGCCAACGGCCUGGGUGAGGCUAUCAAGUGUCAUAUCUGUCACAAGGAUUUCGGCAAGGGUGAUCGCCCGUCCUGGAACCAGAAACUUCAACAUAAGCGUCUCAGCUUCAGCAUCCAAGGUUACGGGAGUUACGAUCUAAGAGGGCAACUUCUCGCUGUCUGGAAGCCUACCCCAGGAAAUGUCGCGAUGGUGACCGACACCGAAAUCACGAAGAUGUCGACAGCAGUCGCCAAUUCCCCACUCUACAGCGUGCAUCACAGCCUGGGUCACAGCACUCUUCACAAAGAUCUGUCAUUGGAGGUCCGAGAAAUGAUCUGGAAAGAAGUGCUGGGAAGCGGCCAGGACAUCAAGCUCCUCACCCAUCGGCUGUGCCCGCACCUUGACGCCAUUGAAAUCUGCAUGAUUCAAAACACAUGGAGAGACAGCCGGGAGAAGACAGAGGUCCCACUUCUGCAGGUGUCCAAGCAGGUACAAAUGGAAGCCCUGGGAGUCUUGCUCAUGAACAACUUCAUAACCGUCGUCGAUGUCGCGCCGGCCCUGGGAGCUUUGAUGGAUCUGGAACCAGGUUGCAGCCAGAAGCGGAAGAACCUCCCGCAAGAGAUUGGUGCAGCGGGAAUGGAAGUUCUCAUGAAUACUUUCCAACCCUUCUGUCACCGUAUUCGAGGCAUGCGAAUUGCCACGUUCUUCGACACCGAUUGCAUUGACAUGCCGUUGCUGCCAAAGGGACAGAUCGGCGCCAACGGAACAUACGCGAAGCCUUGCGGCGGUUUGCGCACCGAACCACAGACGAGCCUCAUGAACCCUAACAUGACGGGCAUCUUCAGCAAUCUUCGAAGCCUCACAAUCUAUAUUGGCUGUCUCGGGUACAACGACGACAGAAAGAUGCCACGCCUCCUUGUCGAAGAGGAGUUUGUAUAUUUGUUCCGCCGUCUCAAAGGCUUCAAGCUCACGCAUUGUGAGAUUGAGUUCGACGAGUGGUUCGGUGAAACAUACAUGCAGAAGAUGAUGAGAAUGCUUGGGCGCAAGAGUUACCGCAAAAUCGAUCGGGUGUGCUGGCGUCGCGCCCAAGGCGAGGUUACUUCUCCCGCUCUUCUGAGAAAGCUCCACCGACUCGCUUUCGAUGCUCUCACCGAGGACAAUACGAUGGAAGGACACGAGAUCGAAUAUGUGCCUGUGAAGGCAAAACCUAAGCCGAAAUAUUAUGAUUCCUCCAGUGACGACCUGACAGAUGACUAUGACGACUGGUACUCCACCGACCACUAUCCCUCCAAUUCGGACACUCCUGAAGAAGAAGAAAGGGAAGAGGAAGAAAGCGAGCAAGAGGAAAGUGAGGAAAUAUGUUCCUGUGACAAGGAUGAUGAAUCUGGCUCUGCAGGUGAGGAUGGACAUGAGGAGGUCAACGCCGGAGAAGAUGCAGUUGAGAAGCCUGCGGCAGAACGUGCACAUGAAGAGGCCGAGGCACAUGUUGCAGAUGAGGUUGAGGCACCUGCAGUUGAAGACGAAGGAUACACUGCGGACCAGGAGUAA